Eruca vesicaria subsp. sativa (arugula) is the source of this 906-nucleotide messenger RNA. Lineage: Eukaryota; Viridiplantae; Streptophyta; Magnoliopsida; Brassicales; Brassicaceae. The record is from the annotation of a GenBank genome assembly.
CAAAAAUUAUCUUAUUACUAACCCAACCUAAUCUAUCCGACCAGAAUCCAUACCCAAUCGGAUCUUUAGUGGGUCUCUCCAACCUAAUCAUCGAUUCCCUUCUACAACUUUAGCGAUGACGGCAACUGCAAAAAAAUCCAGCCACAAAAUCAACCACGUCCCCUGUCGUCCGUCAUCUUCCUCGUCUGUCUCAGACGAAAUCGAGGAAACCAUUGUCAUGUCGUCUGUCUCCAAUAAACAAGUCGGUGGUCCUCCGACUUCUCCCUACUUUCAGAUUCCGACAACUCAGAAUUUAAACCCGAGAGCUAAUCACUCAUGGUCAAUGUCAGAGCCUUCCUGUUUCCUCUCUUUCGAUUCUUUGCCUCAGUUACAUAUGGUAUUCUCUGAAUUUACGGCAUCGGAUCCCAUUAUGCCAUUUAUUUUUCUGCCAAAAAUUUGGACAAUUCUGUCGUACACUAGAUGCUAUCUCCAGAAUCUUGCAACUAUAUCAAGCGCAUGAAGUUCUUACCAUGAAUCAGAGGCUGCUAAGGCUUUAUGUUCCAAACUAUUAUGACAUAAAGCCUUGAUCCAAGACAGAAAGAAUAUGCUAUUCAUUUCCAAAUAAUCGAGUCAUGAUGCAUCGAACUGGAUAUUGGGUAAAAGGGAAUGGUGAUUGGAGCCAAAAACCAGAUGGAUGUUUUGUCACAAGUGGUGUGAAAGAUGAGGAAGUAAGCAACAUAAAAGAUGACAUUAUUCAGCGAAGCUAUUUAAGUUCUAGAUAUGCAUGAAUUAUUAAUGUGAUUUUGAGUAACCAUGUUCUAUGAUUAUUACGAAGAAGGGUUGUAGCUUUUUUGGUCUACGGGUUGUAGCUUCUUUUGUAUUUUGAAUGUGUAGAAUUUUAAUAUUUGAAUUUUAUGAGGUUUUUAC